AUGCAUACUGUCAAUCUUCUCAAAUGGGCUGUUCUCACAUUUCUUCCUAUAGUCAGCGCGGUCCCAAUUCCCCCUUUUGCCCCUCGCCCACUCUGUAAUUUCCAAUUAGCCCUUGCAAAUCAAGCCUGUGCGUAUCUUCCGUCAUUACAAAUCCCGCCGCCUCCUCCAUCACCUUUUAACCAAGUGUUUCCCACUACACCACCACCACCUGAACGCCACGAGCAGAUACACAGUCACGGUCAUAAACAUGAUCAUUCACAUGGUGAUGCAGUAGGAACUGUGAAUGGGCAGAAUCAAAGUCAUGUGCACAAGCAUGGUCAUGGUCAUGGUCAUCACAGACAUGAUCAUCAUAAGCAUCGUGUUCGUGGUCAUCAUCACAAGCAUAAAAUGUCGCCUGUAGAACAACAGUGUUGUAAAUGGUUAGCUCAGGUCGAUGACGAGUGUGUUUGCGAGCUGCUUGGGCGCUUACCGCCUUUCCUUGUUAGACCCAUUCAUGAAUACACUGUAAGAGUUGCUGGUUCUUGUAAUACAACUUACUCGUGUGGGGCCCAGUUAAGGCUCUAA
Molecule: messenger RNA, 564 nt
Organism: Helianthus annuus (common sunflower)
Lineage: Eukaryota; Viridiplantae; Streptophyta; Magnoliopsida; Asterales; Asteraceae
Product: histidine-rich glycoprotein-like
Exons: 1
Coding region: 1-564 (187 amino acids)
Source: RefSeq, a predicted model, not a curated record